AUGCGUGCGGCGCGUUUCUCUGGUUUCGGCUGCUUCCUGUCGCACAACGACUUCCUCUUCUUCGAUGAGUUGAUAUCAAUUGCUGUCACCGACCGCACCCGAAAGCACAUUACAUGUCAUAGACUUUCUACUAAUCCCAUUCUUUCCGUCACAUUAUCUCUCUUUCUUUGUCUUCCCCUUUCCCUCUUUAUAUACCUUUCUCAUUCGUUGCUUUCAUUUUCUCCGUCUUCUCUUAUAUUUCAAAUUUCUUCAUAUUUGUAUUUUCAUUUUCUUUUUCUUGUGCUUAUGGUUCACAUGUUAUUUCUUUCUUUCUCUUCAUUUUCUUCUCGUUCUAAUUUUCCAUUAUCUUCUUUUAUUAUUUAUUUUCAUUUGCCUUGUUAUUAUUUCGAUUCGAAUUUUCUUUUUCCUUUUAAUUUUCCUUCUUCUUGUGUUUUUUUUUUAAUUACUUCUUUUCAUUUCCUUUGUUAUUUUUUCGAUUUGAAUAUUCCUUUUUUCCUUUUAAUUUUCCCUCUUCUUCGUGUCCGAAAUGAAUUUUCUCUUUUCUUUGUCUUUACUAUUUUGUACUUCUUUUAUUUUCUUUCAUUUCAGUUUUUUUUUUUUCUUGUCAUGUUGAAUGGCUUACUUACUGUCCAUGCUUUCUUUCUCAUAUGCUCCCCAUCUAUUUCUUUCUUUUCCCUUCUCUUUGAUGAUAAGUUCUCUUACGGCCAUUCAUUUUUCAGCCAUUUUUUUUAUACUUUACUGCUGAUCUUUUUUUUUUCUUCUUUUAUUUUCUGGGUUUAUUUAUUUAAUAUUUCUGAGGAUGUAUUCUCUUCUUUUAUUGCUUUUUUCUAUUAUAUUUUUAUUGGCAUAUUCAUUUUUCCUUCAUUCUUUGUCAUAAUUUUCUCUCAGUAUUCUUUUCCCUUCUCUCGUUUUUCCGUUCUUUUAGUUUCUUUCUCUUCAAUUUUGGACCUCCUCUUCUUCCUUCGCUCACAUAUUCGAUCGUUUCUAUUGCAUGAUAUGCAUUCCUAUUCAAUGUCUUCCUUCUUUACUCUAUGCCCCGCCUUUGCUUUCGAUGGCUUCGUCCAUAUUUCCUGUCAACACAAUCUGAAUCCGGAAGGAAAGGACAAGGAAAAGCGGAAGACGAGACCAGCAAAUUUCAAGAAUGCAAAGGACGUCCAAUAUGGAAUUAAAGGACUAAAAUCGUAG
Molecule: messenger RNA, 1185 nt
Organism: Acanthosepion pharaonis
Lineage: Eukaryota; Metazoa; Mollusca; Cephalopoda; Sepiida; Sepiidae
Source: the annotation of a GenBank genome assembly